Molecule: messenger RNA, 1537 nt
Organism: Momordica charantia (bitter melon)
Lineage: Eukaryota; Viridiplantae; Streptophyta; Magnoliopsida; Cucurbitales; Cucurbitaceae
Product: nuclear pore complex protein
Biological process (GO): protein localization to nuclear inner membrane; nuclear pore organization; NLS-bearing protein import into nucleus
Cellular component (GO): nuclear pore; nuclear pore central transport channel
Molecular function (GO): structural constituent of nuclear pore
Source: RefSeq, a predicted model, not a curated record
CGCAGUCGCUGCUGCCCUAGACUUCACUUCUGGUCCUCGCUUAAAACUUAAACCCCUUUCCUGUCAAGAAAAGAACAGAGAGAGGCUUUUCGUCGAACUGGAACACUAGUUUCGACUCUCAAAUGGCGUUUUCAGUUUAAGAAUUUAGGUUUUCUCUCCGACUCUCCCUUGCAAGUACAAUGUUCGGAGCUCAACCGUCCUCCUCCGCCUUCGGCACUCCACAAUCGACUCCUGCCUUCGGCACUCCGUCGUCCACUCCUGCCUUCGGAACUCCGUCGGCGUCUCCCGCAUUUGGAAACCUUUCCUCAACUCCUGCCUUCGGGACUCCGUCUACGUCGACUUUUGGCACCGGCUUCGGAUCGUCUCUCUUCUCCACUCCAUUCUCUUCUCAGCCUUCACAACAGCCACAGCAGCAGCAGCAAUCACCGCUGUUUCAGCAACCGCCCGCCACAGGAUUCGGUUUCCAGACUCCGUUUGCCGCGCCUCAGUCCACUCCCUUUCCAAAUGCUCAAUUGACCACUCAGAUGGCUCCGGUGGCGCCGCUUCCUUUCUCCAUGGCAGAUCGAGAUAUUCAAGCAAUUGUUGAGGCUUACAAGGACGAGGCAGGAAACCCUAAGUAUGCUUUCAAGCAUUUAUUGUUCAGUGUAACCGAUCCUCAAUUUAGGGCUAAGCCUGCUGGUGUAUCAGACAUAAUGUGGGCUGAGGCUAUGACAAAGCUGGAAGGCAUGGAAAGUGCUGAUAGAGAGCGAUUGUGGCCACAGCUUGUUCAAGGUUUUAAGGAUUUAUCUCAGCGCUUGAAGAUUCAAGAUGAAGUCAUUCUUUCUGAUGCUGAGAGACUGCGGAUGACCCAAAGCAAUGUCAAAAUGCUUCAGAGGCAUUUUCUAGCUGACACUCUACCUUGGGUCCAAAGAUUGCGGCAGAAGGAGCAAGGUCUACAAAGGCGUCUCUUGAGAGUCAUGAGAAUUGUGGAGGCACUAGAAAGUAAGGGUUGCCGAGUGCCUGUAAUGAAAGGGGAGGCUGAAUUGGCUGAGAAGUUAGCUUUAAUAACGAGGCAGUUGAAAGGAUCCGGCGCAGAGCUUUCUAGGAGGGUGCAAAAUUUGCUCACAUUUACUCGUGGUCAAGCAAAUGGCUCCAAUUCUGGUAAUUCCAUCUAUCUUCAAGGAUCAGCAAAAAUACACGAGCAGAGUCUUGCCGAUAUGCAGGAGGUUUUGCAGCAGCAGACCGAGGCCAUUGCUAGACUUGGUAUUGUUUUAAAGCGAGAUGUUAGAGAUAUGGAAAUCAUAAUGGCUGAAGACAAAGAGAUGACAGAUGAUGCUAGUUAAAAGAAAUCAAGUUCAGAUUUCUAGUUGAUCGUUUUGUUUUGUGAUAGAUAUUUCUUGCUUCAUUUUUCUGAAGUAAAAAAAAUCCGUGUUCACAAAUUAUGUACUGCACAAGUAAUUUUGCCAAGUGGUGGCCAGCAUUUCUUGAAAAACCAGAGUUAGUACUUGGUUAACAUUGGGUCAACUUGAACUGAUUAAUACUUAUUCGGUUUGAAUUC